Corticium candelabrum is the source of this 1153-nucleotide messenger RNA. RefSeq names its product glucosamine-6-phosphate deaminase-like. Gene Ontology annotation, biological process: N-acetylglucosamine catabolic process; carbohydrate metabolic process; D-glucosamine catabolic process. Gene Ontology annotation, molecular function: identical protein binding; glucosamine-6-phosphate deaminase activity. Gene Ontology annotation, cellular component: cytoplasm. The record is from RefSeq and is a predicted model, not a curated record. The transcript is spliced from 7 exons. Lineage: Eukaryota; Metazoa; Porifera; Homoscleromorpha; Homosclerophorida; Plakinidae. The coding region runs from base 160 to 903 and encodes 247 amino acids.
ACAACAUAUAUCCAAAGUUACUGCUGCUUUUACCUCAACCAGCUAAUCUGCCUCUAUAAAACAAGCCAAACGAUAUAAGUUAGUCAGGGUCUCCAACGAAGUCUACGUCACGUGAGCUGCAUGUAUCGAGUAGACUACGUUACAGCACUAUUGUAGUCAAUGAACGUUUGCGUCAGCGGCACUAAAGAUCUCUGCGGCCGAUUGGCUGCAGAACACGGAGCUGUUCUUAUACAAGACGCUAUCCAAACACGUGGUGAGUGCAACGUCAUUCUAGCCACCGGAGCCUCUCAGUUUGAGAUGUUAAGUCACUUGGUGAGCCUGAAAUCACUGGAUUGGUCAAAGGUAACGUGCUUCCACCUCGACGAAUACAUUGGAUUGACUGAUGAUCAUCCUGCUUCUUUUGUCAAAUAUUUGAAAGAACGAUUUGUAAACAAGAUCGACAUUCCUGUUAAACAUUUUCACUACGUUCAAGGCACACCGGCUGAUGGAGCCACCGAAUGCUCUCGUCUCAACAAAAUCCUAAACAAAACAGAAAUUGAUGUGGCAUUCAUUGGAAUCGGAGAGAAUAGCCAUAUUGCAUUCAAUGAUCCUCCAGCUGAUUUCGAGACUGUCGAGCCUUACAUUGUAGUGAAUCUGGACGAAGCAUGCAGGAAACAGCAGCUUGGUGAGGGAUGGUUCAAGAGUCUGGACGAAGUCCCACAACAGGCAAUUUCAAUGAGUGUCCAGCAAAUUAUGAAAUCAAAAGCACUUGUAGUCACAGUUCCAGACAAACGUAAAGCAGCAGCAGUGCAGACGAGUAUUGAAGGUCCAUUGCAGCCAUCAGUACCCGCUAGCAUUCUCCAACGUCAUAACAACUGUGUUAUAUUCUUAGACAAAGAGUCUGCAUCGUUGUUGUCAAAAUAGACAGCAGCCCGCGUCAUUAAAAUUGUCAUUUAAUUCUUGUUAGAUUCAUGGUAAACUAACCCUAAAGCUGGACUGCGUGGUUGAAUCUGUACUGAAUGUAUUGGUGCAUAUGGUCCAUGGAUACACAGUACAUCUACUAGUCUUAGAUAAAGUUUGUACACUGCAGUACACACAUCACUGUGCUGCAUUGAAGGAUGUCAUUGUGUUACAUCAUACUUUUUGCUGCUGAUUGAUUUAACAAACCAGCAGA